Molecule: messenger RNA, 3028 nt
Organism: Haplochromis burtoni (Burton's mouthbrooder)
Lineage: Eukaryota; Metazoa; Chordata; Actinopteri; Cichliformes; Cichlidae
Product: CD209 antigen-like protein D
Exons: 6
Coding region: 35-907 (290 amino acids)
Biological process (GO): biological process involved in interspecies interaction between organisms
Cellular component (GO): external side of plasma membrane
Molecular function (GO): fucose binding; D-mannose binding
Source: RefSeq, a predicted model, not a curated record
CAGAUCAGUAGGCAUUACAACCAACACUGCAGUCAUGGAUAAUCCACAGAGAAGGCCAAACGAGAACAAUGACACACCGUCCAAUGAUAUAUUUAGGCAAGGUGGAUCAACAAAGUACCCACCGAUUAUACCGUUCCUUGGAUUGCUGAACGCUGUGCUGUUGAUAACGGCUGUUGCUAUUGGAGUUAACUGUGCCAAAGUCAAAGAGGGCUCCUUGCACAUUUCCAACCCAGCUGUAACACAGCUCUUCAGUGAGCUCGACUAUCUCCGAAGCAACCACAGCGAUGUGAUCGAAGCUGAAGAGGAGGCCAAGAAGGCGUUAGAGAGCGCGAUCAACAACCACAAAGAAGUAAAGGUGAAAAUUGAGCAGCUGAAGACCGUCAAUGAUGGUUAUCAGAAACAGAUGCAAGCACUGCAAGUGGAGAAGGCAAACCUGAAGUCCAACAUAUCAGUUUUAGAGGGAUCUUGCGGCGGAUGCCUCCCUGGUUGGGCUCUUUUCAACUCGUCCUGCUAUUUCUUCUCCUACACCGAGUCCUCUACUGUCAAAAAGAACUGGCAUGAGAGCAGAGAGGACUGUGUUAGUCGUGGCUCUGACCUGGUUGUGAUCGAUAACCAGGAAGAGCAGAAAUAUGUGAGUAACAUAAUCCAAAAUAUGAAAACCAGUGAUAGUAAGUGGGAGAAUGGAUUCUGGAUUGGACUCACUGACAUGGAGAACGAGGGGAACUGGACAUGGAUUAAUAAUGUCACAGAGGUGCAACAAAGGUACUGGAUGGAUGGAGAACCAAACAACGGCGGACAUUUUGGAGAACAUUGUGGGGUUGCAGUUCACUCCGCCUUUAAUCCCUGGAAGACCCGCUAUGAUGGAAAUUGUGACUUGAAGCAGUUGCACUGGAUGUGUGAAAUGUAAAUAAGAAAAACUCUUCUCACUCCUGAUAUGAUGCUAAAAAAGCAUUUUUAACAAGAAAUAUUUUAUCAGUUUUUGGGUUAUUUUUCAUAUUCAGAGUCUACAACAGUGCAGUUAACAUUCUAAUUACUUUAGAGGUCUGUGUGAAAAUUAUUUGUUAUUAAAAGAAAUUCCACUAAACCUAAAGCCAGCCUGGUUAGUAUCAAGAAAAAAACUAUUAUAAUAAUAAUUAACAUUAUUUUGGAAGUAAAAGCAUAUAGAGUAAAUGCUAUGCAAUAGACAAGUUGACAUUAAACUGUAACACGUAUACCGUAUGUUUUUUAUGUGGAUCUACUUUUUUUGCUAUGGUAAUUGUUUGAUAUGCUUGUUCUUGUGUCUUUUAAUCGUGUAUUUCUGUUAUUUUUCUAAAUGAAUAAGGACAAAUGUGGAAACAUAAAUAUGGAUGGUUAGGUUCAUUGGAAUUUGUAGGCAGCACAGAAAACAUCUGUGAACUAAAUCUGAUUUUGCUAACAAACUUGGCAAGUUGCUCUGAAGUCAUGGCAAAGGCAAAAAAGAGAGACUGUUAUUAAAUGAAUUUGAUACAAUCAAUGUACACCCUUCAUAAGUUUCCAGUCCAUAACUGACAUAAAGAGAGAAACAACCCUUCACACUCUGCUGAUCUAAACCAGAGUACCUGCAGAACAGGGACCGCUGCACUGUGCUGUACCCAAAGUGGACUAUGUAUGAUCAUUGUAUUUUAUUAUAAUUAUACAGCACAGAAGAAGGAUCCUUGCACCAUGAAAAUGGCCUAGGAUUUUAUCAAAACUAGGCCACACAGCCAUGGCAGCAAGACAGGUGCAGAUAGAAAUGCUAAUUAAGAAAAAGUUUAUGAAGCAUGAAGAAGAAACUCAAACUCACAAUGUAACUGUCAGUGGUGCAUGAAGAGUUGGUGGAUGCAGUGUUAGGUGCACAAGAGCAAACCAAACAGCAACCAAACUGCAGAUGUUGCUCAGGGAGGAGAGGAAACUUAGCGCAUGUUUGAAUUCAUGGCACAUGCCAACAAUUCAUUUUUACAUGAACAUAAUGUACUAACCAGUGCUGAACGUGGGCUUCAUUUCUUUUGGACUUACUACAUCUUAUCUGUAGAAAGUACAUUUCGUUUAUGCAAAGAUAUUUUGACUUCUUCCUUUAAAAAAUUCUAACUAAAAUUUAACUAAAAAGGAAUUUAUCAUUCAGCUCAGCAGUAGUGCCUUAUUUUAACUCAGGGAACUAGAACUCUUGCACUGUCUCACCAUAAACGUCCUGUUUCCAUGAAGAUUCAUCCCAUUUUCUGUAUGUCACACUUAAAAUCUUUCAAGUGCAGCUGACUGUUAAAUCUUAAAAAGCGCAGAGCACUGAGUUUACAGAAGAAGUUUCAAGCCACACAAAUAGCCUUUAAAUCUAAUCAUGUAUGAUAAUUAUUUUAAAUGACUGAUCAUUGAUUAUGCAGCACUAUAGAAUUGACUAGACUUUCAGCACAUUCCUUGAUUUCUUAUAGAAAGUCAGCAUAUUACGAUCUUGUGUAUCAUCAAAUUAAAGGUUACACCAGAGAUUACUUUACUUUUAUUUUUGAUUCACUUUUGUCACUGAUAAAAGUUUGAACUGGAAUUCAGUGAUUAAGAACUAAUCAGCAGUGAGUUGUGUCGACACAGCAAAGUGUCUUGCCAGAUAUGCAUGUGACUGAUAUCAACUACUGGUUGUAAUUUUAAUGGUGGAUUUGAUUCACUCUUUUAUCAAGAAGAUGUGUGUGCCAUCCUCCUUACCUCUUUUUAAAGCCAUUGUUGAAAAUUUAUGGCAGUUACAUAAGAACACAAUUAAAAUCCAUCUAAUAACAUUCAUAUAUUUGACGGUCUGAGGUGUAACCCGGAGCGGUCCUCAGCAGGAAAAGGGUGGAAUGCCCACUCCUGGUCAGGAACAAGUCAAAGAUCCUCGUCACCUCCAAAGCCCACCAGCGGAGCCUCUGCUUCACAACAGCAGCUGUUAUUUUUAAUUUUUAAUAUAAUUGUUCUGUCCUGUUUCAAAUUAAACAUUUUAUAUGGAGAUAUUACACUCUGACUUUUCUUCACCCUAUACUUCAUUCUGCUCAAUAAAAUGUUAAUAUUGUCU